AUGGAAUCAAUGAUCCUCCAAGAAGGAAGCGUUGAGCCUUACUCUCCUGGAAUCAUCGAUCUUGAAGAGUUCCUCGACAUUGAGCGCCUCUGUGCGGGAACUUCAACGCCCUCACAGUCAGCCCAACCUCUUACACCUUUAAACGAGAUCCCUAUCCCUGCUGUCACUAGCGAACAGCGAUGUUCCGAAAAGAAGAUACCAGACGAUACACAAGGCGGCUAUAAGACGAAUCGAUCAUUUAAUCAGCCAAGGCGUAAAGGAAUUCGUUCAACUGUCUCAGUCCCUGAAUACUCCGUCAUAUGUUUCCCCUCUAACCCCACUAAGCCCGAUGGUAUCAAGAAGAAGAGAAAGGACUUUGAUGAAAAAAGGAGGCUUGAAGUUGCACGAGUCCGGAAAACUGGUGCCUGCUUCAGAUGCAAAGUUCGAAGAAUAUCUUGUGGCAUAGGAGCUCCAUGUCAAGCAUGUGAAAAAGCGGCUGGUAUUCUUGGAACUCAGUUAUGUAUCCGUGAAAAGUUGACGAAAAUGAGAUUCAGCUCAGGAGAUCUUCAUUAUAUCGAUUAUACUGCGAGGUUGCUAAACCAGGAGCUUAUUACAGGCACAACUCAUCUUGGACCACAUCGAAAAGUCACAUUGUCCAUGGACUACCUCGACAACCCAGUUAUAGAAGUUGAAGUACAGGAUUAUUAUGGAAACACAACACCACCAUGGUUCUGUUGCUGGGUCGUGAUGGAUCAAGUUGGGGAGCAAGUCGAAUCAUACCGCCAAGAAAGCGCCCGCUAUGCCUUGCCACAGCUUCUUCUACCCAGUCAACUGAUUGACUGGGUCGAAAGAAUGAUCACUCAUCAGGAUACCCGCUGUAUAGGCUUCCAGCAAACCGUGGAUUCAUUCAUUUUGAGAUACAGUCAAUCGGAAGCAUCGCUGCCUAUGAUCUCAAAAGCGGCCUCCCAACCAAUAGAGAAAGAAGUUCUUCUUGAGCUCGAGAAAAUUGUCUUUGGCACUGCGGGUAUCGGGCCUGACAACUCAAUGGCUCUCUGGGCCAGCCUGUGGUGUCUUAUCCUGAUGUAUCGGAAACUCGUACACACGUAUAUGGCCUUCCAAGAAUUUCCUUGUCACGUACCUGAAGAUUACAGCGGGUUUCCAGAGUGCAAGCUCGAAGUCGGGACGCAUUUUUAUCACUAUCUCGUGUCUAUCUAUGCAGCCCUGUUCCGCGUAACUAGUCCGCUCUAUGCCGACUUCCGGGUAGCUGCAACACGCAAGCUUCUCAACGAUGACGAGUCUCUUAUCAAAGCCUUCAUGAGCUUACGCACUGAAAGCUUCUAUUUUCGUUAG
This is a messenger RNA of Fusarium tjaetaba, 1329 nucleotides long. RefSeq lists its product as uncharacterized. NCBI's taxonomy places the organism in Eukaryota, Fungi, Ascomycota, Sordariomycetes, Hypocreales, Nectriaceae. Gene Ontology annotation, molecular function: DNA-binding transcription factor activity, RNA polymerase II-specific; zinc ion binding. Gene Ontology annotation, biological process: regulation of DNA-templated transcription. The coding region runs from base 1 to 1329 and encodes 442 amino acids. The record is from RefSeq and is a predicted model, not a curated record. The transcript has 4 exons.